Messenger RNA from Cryptotermes secundus, 983 nucleotides. It is a transcript of the gene Coa7, whose product is annotated as cytochrome c oxidase assembly factor 7 homolog. Bases 246 to 950 code for a protein of 234 amino acids. Lineage: Eukaryota; Metazoa; Arthropoda; Insecta; Blattodea; Kalotermitidae. Gene Ontology annotation, molecular function: protein binding. The transcript has a single exon. Gene Ontology annotation, cellular component: mitochondrial intermembrane space. The record is from RefSeq and is a predicted model, not a curated record.
GUCCUUAAUACAAAAUACCUAAUAAAUCUUGUUUCAAUCAUGGGAGCUAUAAUGAAAUUUUAUGUUAUGAAUGAACAGGCAAGAUAUUUUUCCAGCGUGAGUAACAUUACAUUUGUUCCGUGAAGCCUUUGAAUAACAUUUUACGUAUUGUUUCGAAUGUUUAUAGGAGAACGUACAAGUUAAAUCAUUAACCGCAAUUAUAAAGUGAGACAGUAUAGUUAAUAAUUUGCAGUGAUACAUAAUCGAUGGCUUUUGAUCUGAAAGACGAAUCGCAAGUUAAAGAAUUCAUAGAUAAUUUAGGUAUCGAAUACCGAUUCGGAUGUUACAAAGAAAAGAAACCUGAAGUGUGUCAUUUACUCGGUGACUUUCUUGAAAGCAUCAUGAAAGAUUACACCAAGGCUGGGAAAAUAUAUAAAUCAAAUUGUGAGGAUUAUAAUUUUGGACGGAGUUGUUACAAAUUCGGAAAUUACAAGCUUCUGGGAAGAGGUUCACAGGAAGUGGACUGCGAUGUGGCGUACGAAUAUUAUCGUAAGGCAUGCGAGCUGGGCGUAAGUGAAGCUUGCCAGAACGCCGGUUUGAUGUGCUUAGGAAACGGCACACACACUAGGAGUGUGAAAGAUCACCGCAAAGGUUUACAACUUCUUGAAAAAGGUUGUGACGGGAACAACCCUUUUUGCUGCUACUACAUUGGAGGUGUAUACAUACCAGGUAUUCCAGAAGCCAGCAUUGAGAAGGACAUGGAUAAAGCGCGUAGAUAUUCAGAAAAAGGCUGUGAAUUGGGAAAUAUUUAUGCAUGUGCAAAUGUCAGCCAGAUGUAUCGACGGGGUGAUGGGGUGGCUAAGGAUGAGGAAAAGGCUGAGAAAUAUAAGAAGAGGGCAUUGGAACUGCAGGACGAGCUUGUGAAACAACAGCAAACACUAACAUUUCAACAAGGGACAAAACCCAUAUAGUCAAUGACUUAGUAGUUGUAUGAAGAAUUUGAA